GAGUUGUUGGCGAAGCUUUCUUUGCGCCUGAGGAAGGUGGAAGGCGAAUCCGCCCAGAUGCCGCAACCCAUGUCUUCAACGUCAUCUGCGGCUGAUAUUCACAAGACGCCGGGCAAGUUGAACGCGUCACGCUUCUCCCGGCAAUCCUCCGAGGAAACUCUGGAGAGCACAGCCAACAGUCCACGUUUCAGUACCCGUCGAAAUCGCGUGCGUGUUCCGGACUGGGUCGUCGAGGGCAAUGGAAGCAGUACACCGAAUGUCAUGACGCCACGCUUCAGGUCAACGGCUUCAUGGCCAGGUGCUGCAUCUUCAUCUUCAGGGCCCAAGAAUGGCACCCAGCCAUCGACGCAAGUCACCCCUGAGGCAGAGGAAGAAGCCGAAACGGUCUUGGAGCAUCAGCUUUGGCAGAUGCAAAAGGAAAGGGAUUCGGCCAUGGCGCAGGUCCUCAAAGCCCAGGCUUCUGCUGACCACUGGAGGGAACACCUCACCACAGAGGCGGCGAACCUGAAAGACACCUGGGAGGACUUGCGACAGAAGCAGGAAGCCUCGGAACGACAGGCCAAUCGCCUCCGUUGUGCAGGAGGCGCCACGGAGGAUGCUGAUGACAACUCCAGCCAGUUGGAGCAGCUUCAUCACCACAUUCGACAACUUGGUAUGCAGCUUUUCGACCUGGGUCAGGAGAAGUCAGCCUUGUCGGUCCAAUCAAUGGCACUGGCAGCUGAGUUGGAAAGACAGGAGGAGGAGUGUCGCCAGUUGGUGGUUGACUGUGAGGGGAGCCAAACGGCGCAAGAACGGCUCCAAAGUGAGUUGGAAGAAGUGGAGGUGGGUGGCCUUUCGGUCGUUCACGCCAUGACAAGUCCUGCAGGCGGAGCGAGCUCGUCCAGGCCGAGUACUGGAUCCAUGCAGGACGUGGAUCUGGAGUUUUCCCAUGAUUUUGCCCUGGACCUCUCUGGGCGCAUGUCCAUCCAACGUGCCUUGCGCUUGGCACAGCACGCAGGAAGGCGGCGUCCCAAGGUAACCCGGUCUUCCAGCCGACCGCUGGAUGAAGAUCCCUUCGACAUCUCUAUGGCCGAGCUGAUGGAUGCGCUCCAAGUCUUGCAGAUGGCCACUGCAGAGGCAAAGCCUCGUGAAAAGGCUGACUCGAUAGAUUUUUCUGAGUCCAUCGCGCAACUUCAAGAGGUGGUGGAAAUGCUGAGCGGUGGUGGCGAGAAGAAGCCCACUACCAAGGAAGCAUUGCCCGGAGUGGACUUUGACCAGUCAAUGGCAGAUCUGCAUGAGGUGGUGGAAAUGCUGAGCGGCGGUGGCGAGAAGAAGCCCACUACCAAGGAAGCAUUGCCCGGAGUGGACUUUGACCAGUCAAUGGCAGAUCUGCAUGAGGUGGUGGAAAUGCUGAGCGGUGGUGGCGAGAAGAAGCCCACUACCAAGGACCGCGACGAAAGUUACGAAGACUCGAUCGCCAACCUUCAAGAGGUGGUGGAAAUCCUGAAAAAUGGUCAGGCGGCAGGAACUGCCGUUGAAGCUGCGGGACGGACAGCAGAGUCCGAAAAAAGGCCAGAGGCAACUGUCGAUCGGCCGCACACCCACUCCGGGAUCUCCGAGGGAACAGAAGAAGCUGCUGAGAGGCCGGAAAGAUACAGCUGCAGCUCAUGUUGCAAGUUGCGUUUGAAGUUGGAGCACGCCGAACGCGCCAGGGUCAAGGCCCAAGAGCAGCUGGUGCGGCUUCAACAAGAACAUCUCAGGAUGCGACAAGCGUCCGGUUAUGGAGGAGCCGAUGCACCUGCGGCGCCGGCCCUAUCCGCGCUGGCGGCGGAUGAGGAGGUGGCCAGGACCUUGGAAAGCUAUCGAAGAGAGGUGGCUUUCUUAAAGCAAUCCCUGGCCGAGUCGAAAGAACAAGAGGGUUCGCUACGUGAAGAGCUUCAGACGCUGCGGAAAGAACACGCUGAACGUGUCCAAGCACUGCAAGGACAGAUGGCGACCCUCUUGCUGGACUUGGAGGCCAAAGAUGCUUCCUCGCGGUGA
Molecule: messenger RNA, 2019 nt
Organism: Cladocopium goreaui
Lineage: Eukaryota; Dinophyceae; Suessiales; Symbiodiniaceae
Source: the annotation of a GenBank genome assembly